AUGAAUUUACCUUUCAGUACCCCAGAUUUGGAGGAUGGGUUUGCAGCCUUGACCCCCUUAAAGAACCGACCUCCUUUUGCAGGACCCUCAAGUUUUAGCUGGAAUCAAGAACCUAUUGGACCACCACCAAAAGGAAAAGGAAAGGCCUCUGCAACACAACUACGAGACCCGGAUGAUGAGUUAUCUGACGAUGAAAACAUCACUCCUCAAAAAUACAGCAAUCAACAAGCACCCCCUCUGUCAGGCUAUGGAAUGCACAGUACCCAAAACAAGGGGGAAGAUGUCUUUUCACGAAACAAUCAACAAAUACCGCAACAAAAUGUACCACAACAAAACAUACCUCAACAGCCCAUAUAUCCACAACCAGCUUACCUUGCUUCACCUAAAAUCAUCAAAGAACCUGGCCUCUUCUAUGACGGGGAAAAUUUUUCAAAGUUUCUACGACGAUUUGAAAGAGCGGCACAGGCAUUCCAAGCAUCAGACUACGAGAAGGCCCUUCAAAUAGGCUGCUUCAUGAAAACAGAAGAACUCAGAGAUCAAAUAGAAGCCAUGGACGGAUAUAUAGCAUACGAUUGGCCCAAGUUACGAAAAGAAAUGAUCGACACCUGGGGCGGUUUGGAUAACACGAUUUUAUAUACGACCAACGAUCUAGUCAAAGUUACCGAAAAAGUAGCCGCAAAAGGAGGCAUCAAGACCAGUCGCGAGCUAACUGCUUAUGUAACCAAAUACACCUCUAUUAUGAAGUACCUGAUCACCAAUGGGCACAUUCACAAGGAGGAAGACACAUCAAUUCUGUUCAUGAAAGAAUUUUCAAAAGAAAGUCAGCAAAACAUAAAACGGCAUCUAGUCAGCUAUGACUUACUUCCCAAAGGACCGGAUGGAAGUAAUUUACCUCCUAAAUGGGCUCAUUUAGUCAAAGUGGCGGAAAUGGAAGUCAGAAUUGUGGAACCUGGAUAUCUGGACGUCACCAACACCAAUUUUUCAGAAGCAAAUCAGUUAAUGCAGAAGAGAUUGGAUGCCCAAAAGGGGGACAGCCAGCGGCGAAACCAAAUGAUAGCAGAUGCUCCAAGCGGGAAAAUGGCAGUGGACAAAACAAUUGAAGACAUGGCCAAGGAAAUAUCGUUGUGGUGGCGGGAGCGCGCCUUGGCCAAAGCUUUGGCCGAGCUGACGCUACACAAGCAGGCUGAGGAAAGCGGCGGUGCAUUAGUGGAAAGUCUAGCUUUCCAAGGCGCGGGAAAGCGGAGAAAAGUAGACCGAAUGCACAAGGUUCUGAAAAGCUUACUGCGGGGAAUCCGGGCACCGGCAGACACCGGGGAUCACAGCCGACUGCGGAACGGGGGUUCAGUGUAUACUGCGGAGGGGCUACAAGGAGCGGGGAGCAUCGAGGGGCGGAAGCGGGGUUCGGAGCGGACCAGAGGCGGAAGCGGAGGUGGGAGACCUGCUUACGAGCAGCCGGAGGAGUACUUGGACCGACAGGCGUCGGAGGGGUGA
Puccinia graminis f. sp. tritici CRL 75-36-700-3 is the source of this 1491-nucleotide messenger RNA. RefSeq lists its product as uncharacterized. The record is from RefSeq and is a predicted model, not a curated record. Lineage: Eukaryota; Fungi; Basidiomycota; Pucciniomycetes; Pucciniales; Pucciniaceae. The transcript has 2 exons. The coding region runs from base 1 to 1491 and encodes 496 amino acids.